Dermatophagoides farinae (American house dust mite) is the source of this 10631-nucleotide messenger RNA. The record is from RefSeq and is a predicted model, not a curated record. Lineage: Eukaryota; Metazoa; Arthropoda; Arachnida; Sarcoptiformes; Pyroglyphidae.
UUAAAUUCCUUGAUUAAUCAUCAUCAUCAUCAUCAUAGGAAGCAUAAUACUAAUAAUCAUCAUAAUGAUCAUAUAACACGAAGCCAUCAAAUGGCACAAUCGACAAUAAUAAUAAUGAACAAUAAAUAUCAACAACGACAAAGAAAUCGGAUAACGAAAAGAACAAUGUCGACAACAAAUCGACAAAAUACUUUUGAUUUUUCAUGUUUUUUAUCACAACAACAACAACAACAAUUGCCAUCAAUUUCGACAAGAAAAAAUUUCCAGUCAAAUGUGUCAUUUGUGUUAUUAUUCUUAUUGAUGAUCAUAUUGAAUCAAUUCAAUGUGGCCAUUUCUUUAUCCAGUCAUUAUUAUCAUCAUCAUGAUCAGUCAUCAUCAUCAUCAUCAUCAUUGGAUGAUGUUGUCGCCAAUAAUUAUCAUGUCGACCAAGGAAUGGCCGAAGAAGUAGUGGCCGUACCACAUGAUGCCUAUGUAGGUUAUGAAGUAUUGAGGCUAAAAUUCACAUCGAAACCUCGUUAUGAUGUCUCUUUAACGUUGUCUGAAGAUGAUAAUUUAGAUGGUAGUAAUAGUCAUUAUCAUGAUGGACAAAUAAAAAAUCAAGAGACUACCAUUACCACUAAUAACAUCGUUGAACCACAUAUCGAACCAAGAUUCCGUUUGUUAGCCGAAUCCGAUACGGAUCUGAAUCUGGUUUCUAUAUUUGCAUCCGAUUCUGAAGAUCUCGAACGUCAUGUUUAUGAAAUGGUCUCAUCAUCAUCCUCAUCACCAUCUUCUUCAUUGGUUAUGAAUGAUGAUGAUUACGAUUCAUCUACACCAUCAUCCAAGUCACAUUUUACAUUACUAUCUGACGGAUUAUUGAUGACAACUAGAGAUCUAACCGAUCUGGUUAAUAAACCAGUAUUUUUGGCUGUACGGGAAGAUGCAUCACCAUUCUAUGUUCGUGACCGUGUAUUCCGUAUAAAUGUUUACAACAAUACUCGUGUGAGCAAAGUUCGUUUCAACCAACCAUCCGCAAUCGGACAUAUACGAGAAAAUGCACCUGGUUCAACAGUGGUCGAAGGUCUUGAAACAUUGCGAUUGAUUGAUGGUGAAAAUUUGGUCAAUGAUGGAACCGUUUUGUUUACAUUGAUUGAAAAUGAUUAUGAUACAGGCAGCAAUAAUAAUAAUAACAACAACAACGAUGACGACGACGAUGAUGAUGAUAUCCGAAUAAAACGACGUCAUGGAAAUAAUCAACAAUCACAACAAUAUGAAUCAUCAUUUCGUUUGGUCAAUUUAACAUCGAUAUCGAUUGUGUCCACUCGAUCAUUAGAUCGCGAAAUCAAGCCAUACUAUGAUUAUAUCCUUUCAGCUCGUUCGACUGACAAUAAUUUUUUCGCUCAAGUUCCUUUACGAAUCUUGAUCGACGAUGAAAAUGACAAUGUACCAAUUUUUGAACGAUCAUUAUAUGAAUUUUAUAUUGCCCAUGAUACACCAUUAUAUUCAAUGAUUGGCAAUGUAACAGCAACCGAUUUGGAUGAAACCGAUUCAGUCGUAUAUCAUCUAACUGAAAGGCAUCCUAAUUUUGUUAUUGUACCGAAAACUGGACAAUUAAUGUUGAUUAAACAUGCUCAACACAUCCCUCAACGUUAUGAAUUUGAAGUUUAUGCUACGGAUGAUCGACGACCAGCACAUGAACGUCGUUCAUCACAAUCAGUUCCUGUCAUUGUUGAAAUUUAUCGUGAAGAUACAUAUAACAAUGAGGAUAUCAACAUUGAUAGUGAAGAUGAUUCUAAAAGCAUAAGUAAUGAUAGUCAAAGUGAAGAAAUUAAUAAUAAUAUCAUUAACAAUGAUUCAGAAUCUGAUUCCGAAUCAGAAUUUUCUCAACAAGAUGAAGUUGGUAUCAGCAAAGAUGAUUCUAUUGCUCGUGCUCGUGCUAAACGUGAAAUUCGUCAUACAAAAACCUAUGAAUUUAAAGAAUCAGAUGGUUCUACACCCGGAAUGGUUGUUUUUCAAUUAGAUCGUCGAACGCCGAAUGAAAAAUUUCGUCUCGAAACUCCGAAUAAAUGGGUAACAGUAGAUCCUAAUGGAGCAGUUAAAGUGAAAGAACCAUGGGACUAUGAACAAUUGGGCAAAGAUAAAACUAUCGAUUUUUGGGUUAUUUCAUCCUUAGAAAAUGGUGACAAAGAUGAUGUUGUUCGACAACGAAUAAUCACCCAUAUAAAAGAUGUGAAUGAUGAAAAACCUUAUUUCAUAAAUCGUCCUUUACCAAUGCAAGCUGUUGUUCAAUUGAAUGCAAAACCGGGCGAGUCAGUAUAUAAACUACAAGCUCGUGAUCCUGAUACUGAUCAUAAUAUACACUAUUUUCUGGUUCGUGAUCGAACUGGUGGUCGUUUUGAGGUCGAUGAACGAACUGGUGAAGUUCGUGUCAAAAGCUAUGAACCAUUCAUGUUGGACAAAGAAUAUGUCAUCUACGUCAAAGCUGAAGAUCACAAUGGUCCUACUGGCGAUCGUACAUUUCAAUCGACAGAAGAAGCACGUCUAUCAAUCAUGGGCGGGAAACGAGCACCACAAUUUUAUAUGCCUCAUUAUGAAACCACUAUACCGGAGAAUCAACGAAAAGAUUCGGACAUCAUUGAGGUUAAAGCUAAAUCUUUUGCUGAACGGCAAAUUCGUUAUACUUUGAAAACACAAGGAAGUGCUGGAUCCGGAACGUUCAAUAUUGAACCAACUAGCGGUAUUGUUAAACUUGCUAAAGAACUAGAUUAUGAGGAACUUCGUCAGCCCAAAACUUAUAAUCUAAUUGUGACUGCAACUGAAGAUUCUGGUGGAUUUUCUACAUCAGUCGAAUUGACUAUCAAAGUUACCGAUGUAAAUGACAAUGCACCACGAUUUGAAUUGCCCGACUAUCAAGCUCAUAAUAUUGAUGAAGAUAUUAAUAUUGGUACAUCAAUAUUACAAGUGUCGGCCACUGAUCAAGAUACAGGAAAGAAUGCUGAAAUUGUUUACACAGUCGAUCGAGAUGAUUUUGUUAUCGACUCAAAAGGCAUUAUCAGAUCCAACAAAAGACUAGACGCCGAUUUGAACAAUACAUAUGUGUUUACAGUACGUGCAACCGAUAAAGGUGAUCCACCUCUAACUGGUACGGCAACUGUUCGUGUUUACACAGAGAAUAAAAACGAUGAAUCACCGAAAUUCUCACAAGAUGUAUAUACGCCAAAUGUUGAUGAAAAUGCUGGACCUGAUACCUUGGUCACAACAGUUGUGGCCAGUGACAAAGAUGGUGAUGGUAUAUUGUUUGGAUUCGUUGGUGGUGGUACCACUUCCGGCAUGUUUACUAUCGAAGAACGAACUGGUGUCAUUCGUUUGACUUCAGGAAACAUUGAAUUAGAUAAAGAUAAAUAUGAAUUGAAUGUUACAGCUCGUGAUGAUGGCUCUUGUUGUCGUAAUGGUGCCCGUACUAUUCAUACAAGCACAGCUCUUGUCGUUGUUUUCAUCACAGAUGUUAACGAUAAUAAACCCGUAUUUGAAGAAUGUGGCUCAUAUGAACCAAAAGUUGAAGAAGGUGCACCGAGCGGAACACAUGUAAUUACCGUCAAAGCAACCGAUCAAGACAAAGGACAUAAUGGUCAGGUCAGAUAUUCGAUUGUUCAACAACCAAAUCAAAAAGGAACAAAGUUUGUCGUGGAUGAAAUUACUGGUGAAGUCAAGACUAAUAAAGUUUUCGAUCGAGAAGGAGAUGAUGGUCGUUUUGUUUCGGUCACGGUUAAAGCUACCGAUCGUGGCUCCCCUCCAUUGGAAGGUGUUUGCUCUUUCAAGGUCGAAAUCACCGAUAUUAAUGACAAUCCACCUUUGUUUGAUCGACAAGAGUACAAAGAAUAUGUUCGUCAGGAUACAGCAUUGGGUACAAACAUUCUUCGUGUUUCAGCUUCUGAUGAAGACGCUGAUAUGAAUGGUAUCAUCACUUAUAAUCUUACCGCACUAGACCGACAUUCCGAUCUGAGUUAUUUCAACAUAAAUCAUGAAUCUGGUUGGAUUAGCUUGGCCCGUCCGCUUGACGGUGAUCAUUACUCGAUGCGAGCAAUAGCAACCGAUAAUGGUUACCCACAACAUCGAGCAACGGUGGAUAUUUCAAUCGAUGUAGUCGAUCGUGCUAACAAUCCACCUAUUUGGGACAAACCCGAAUAUGGUCCAAUUCGAAUCCCUGAAAAUGUUCCCAUUGGACACAAAGUAAUUUCGAUCAAGGCUCGUUCUGGAAUACCGGACAAUCCGACUGUUUUUUACACGUUAAUGAAAGGUGGUACCGAACAGACUAACAAAAAAGAUACAUUCUAUGUCAUACAAAGCCCCGGCGAAGGUGAUGAAAUAUGGGCCGAUAUUUGUGUCAAUCAACCGCUGGAUUAUGAACGAAUCAAUCAAUACAAUUUAACCGUACGAGUACAAAACAAUGGAGUUCAACAACUUGGAUCCGAAGCUACUGUUCAUAUUUAUCUAAUGGAUGUCAACGAUGAAAUUCCUUUGUUCAUAGAAAAAGAACAGGAAACUGUUCUUGAAGGUAUGCCACCUGGAACCAAAGUCACACAAGUUGAAGCAAUCGAUAAAGAUGGCACACCUCCGUUCAAUAAAGUUUACUAUUCGAUUAUGCCAAAAGGCUCUGAAAGUAAUCCACCAUUCAAAAUUGACCGCGAAACUGGCGAAAUCUUUACCAACAUGGAAUUUGAUCGUGAAGAAAAACAAGCUUAUGCUAUUCUUGUUAAAGCUGAAGAUGGUGCACCGUCAGCUCGACCAAACAUGAAAAACAAUGAACCAAAUUAUGUUACCAAAUAUAUUCGUAUUGCUAUUGGUGACAAAAACGAUAAUCCACCAUAUUUUGAUCAAGCUCUUUAUGAUGCUGAAGUGAAUGAAGAUGAAGAUAUUCAUCAUACGGUCAUCACUGUUACUGCCAAAGACAAAGAUGAAUCUUCAAAGAUUCGAUAUGAAAUUACUCGUGGUAAUCAUGGUGGCGCUUUUGCAGUGAAAAAUGAAACUGGUGCUAUUUAUGUUGCUGGUCCAUUAGAUUAUGAAUCGCGAAAAGAGUACAAACUACGUUUGGUUGCAUCAGAUAAUCUCAAUGAAAAUUUCACUCACGUAGUCAUCCAUGUAAAUGAUGUCAACGAUAAUCCACCGAUAUUCGAUCGGCCAACAUAUGAAACACAGAUCACCGAAGAGGAUGAUCGAAUGCUACCUAAACGAGUGUUACAGGUCACUGCAACGGAUGGUGAUCGAGAUCGUCCUCAAGCCAUUGUAUAUUUUUUGACUGGCCAAGGUAUCGAUGACAAGAAUCCUCGUAACAGCAAAUUCUCUAUAAAUUCAACAACUGGUGAAAUCUACGUGCUAAAACCGCUGGAUCGUGAUUUACCAACUGGUCGUUCACAAUGGCGUUUUACUGUAUUCGCAGAAGAUGAAGGUGGUAACGGUUUAGUCGGUUAUGCUGAUGUGUUAGUCAACUUACGAGACAUUAAUGAUAAUGCUCCAUUCUUUCCACAAUCACGAUAUGAAGGCAACGUUACCGAAAAUGGCACCGCUGAUAUGACAGUUAUGACCAUGACUGCUGUCGAUUAUGAUGAUCCUAAUGAAGGUUCAAACGCUCGACUUAAAUAUGCUAUUGAACAAAAUCCUGUUAACGAACGUGGAGAAUUAAUUUUUAAAAUUGAUGAAGAUACCGGUACAAUCUCGACUUUGGUUUGUUGUUUGGAUCGUGAACAAAAUCCGGAAUAUGUAAUAAAAGUGGUCGCUACUGAUGGUGGUGGACUGAAAGGUACAGGUUCGGCUACGAUAAAAAUACGUGACAUCAAUGAUAUGCCCCCUGAGUUUACCAAAAAAGAAUGGAGUGUAGAAGUUGAUGAAACUGAUGGUGAAAUGCUGCCAGAAAAUCCUAUCCUCGUAGUUUCUGUCAACGAUCAAGAUUUACUCGAGACCAAUCGAUUUAGUUAUCGAGUUUUGGAAAAUUCAGUUGGUGCUGACAAAUUUACAAUGGUUACCAAUUCUGAUGGUACUGGUUCGUUGAAAGUGGCGAAACCACUCGACUAUGAAGAUUAUCAACAGCGUUAUGGCUUCAAUAUAACCAUACAAGUUAGUGAUAGUGGUGAAAGCUCUGAAUCGUAUCAUGUUGAUUAUGCCAAAGUUUACAUCCGACUUCGUGAUAUUAAUGAUAAUAAGCCUGAAUUCAAAGAAACAAAUUUAGAUGUAACUGUGCAAGAAGAUGCUAAUAUAGGCACUCCAUUAGCAACAUUUGUUGCUCAUGAUGCUGAUCAAGGUGGAAAAUCACGUGUCAGCUAUGCCAUUGAUCGAUCAUCUGAUAAAAAGCGUCAAUUUACUAUCGGACAAGAUGGUGUGGUCAAAACACAACGUAUGUUAGAUCGUGAAGAUACUCCACGUCAUCAUGUUAAAAUUUUGGCCAUCGAUGAUGGUAUCCCGGCCCGUACAGCUACAACUACAUUGACAGUUAUUGUCGUUGACGUUAAUGAUAAUGCGCCUAGAUUUCUCAAAGAUUAUCGACCAGUCAUCAUGGAACAUCAAGGGCCAACUAAAGUUGAAGAAAUUCUCGCUACAGAUGAUGAUGAUCGUUCCAGAAAUAAUGGCCCUCCGUUCACAUUCCGUCUAUCGAAAGAUGCUUCCGAUACGAUCAAAGAAUUUUUCGAUGUUCAUCAAGAUCAUAAAGGUGCCAAUGGUGAUGGUAUGGCUAUCGUAACUUCGAAAAAAGAAUUUGAUCGUGAAAUUCAAAAAGAAUAUCUGGUUCCGAUCGUCAUUAAAGAUAGUGGCUAUCCAUCAAAAUCAGGAACAUCUACAUUAACUGUAAUCAUCGGUGAUAUCAACGAUAAUCGUAUGUAUCCUGGAAGCAAAAACAUCUUCGUAUACAACUUUCUUGGACAAUCACCUCCAACACCGAUUGGUAGAGUUCAUGUGGAAGAUCUUGAUGAUUGGGAUUUGCCAGAUAAAUCAUUCAUCUGGGAUGGUGGUGUUGCUCAUCCAUUGUUUGAUUUGAAUACUGACGAUGGCAUGAUAACAAUGAAAAAUGUAACCAAUGGUGAAUACUUUCUACGAUUUAAUGUUCAUGAUCGUAAACAUACACAAAAUGUCCCGGCCAACGUUACUGUUGUUGUUCGUGAAUUGCCCGAAGAAGCUGUUUAUAAUUCUGGUUCAAUUCGUGUUAGUGGAAUCACUGCUGAAGAUUUUAUUCGAGUUUGGUUUCCACACAAACAAAAACAGGAGAAAAGUAAAUAUGAAAAAUUCAAGGAUGUAUUGGCCCGUAUUCUGAAAGUACAACGCGAAAACCUAGAUGUAUUCAGUGUGAUAACCAGAUCCGAAAGGCCUCCAAUCACUGACAUUCGAUUUUCAGCUCAUGGAUCUCCUUACCUAAAAUCUGUAUUUUUGGAUGGUGCAGUUACAUUGAAUCGAAAAGUUAUUGAACAUCAAGUUGGCAUCAAUAUUACCAUGGUUGGAAUCGAUGAAUGUUUGGUGGAAAAUAUAAAUUGUGAAGGAGCAAGCUGUACCAACGUACUUGAAAUCUAUCCACAGCCAAUAUUUGUCAAUGCUAAUCGUACAUCUUUUGUUGGCGUUAAUGUUGGUGUCCGUCCCAAAUGUUCCUGUGGUCCAAGGGAUUUCGAUGAAACCGAAACAUGUCGUAAAAUGCCACCCCAUUGUUUGAACGGUGGUCGUUGUACUGAUUCAUUGGUUGGAGCAUUAUGUACUUGUCCUCGAGGGUAUUCUGGUCCACGUUGCGAAAUGCCUUCACGUACUUUCCACGGCGAUGGUUGGGCAUGGUAUCCUCCAUUGCAAGUUUGUUCAGAUUCUCAUCUUUCCAUCGAAUUUAUGACCCGAACACCUAGUGGUUUGCUUUUCUACAAUGGUCCAAUGGGCGAACCAAUCGAAGGCGAAUAUAAAAUAACUGAUUUCAUCUCUCUAGAACUUCAACGUGGUAAUCCAAGACUGCUUAUUGAUUUUGGAUCUGGUACAGCCGAGUUAACUGUUCAUCCGAUUGGUGAUUUACAUGAUGGUGAAUGGCAUCGUAUAGAUAUUUUCUGGACUAAGGAAACAGCUCGAAUCCUAGUUGACAACUGUGCUGGUAUUCGAUUCAAUGACGAUGAUUUAAUGAGAGUAGAUCGUUCUCGAUGUGAAAAUAUUACACAAAUUGUUGGAUUUAAUGAAUUUCUCAAUGUAAAUAGUCCUUUGCAAGUUGGCGGUCUAUAUCAGAAACUUUCAUCGGCAGGCAUAUCGCCCUUAUUGGCCAAUGCUAACUACUUUAAUCUUCCCACUAAGAUCGGCUUCAACGGAUGCAUCAGAAAUUUGAUUCAUAACAGUGUUAUGUAUGAUCUUGGUUCUCCUGGUUCGUAUUCUAAUUCAGAACCUGGAUGUCAAAUUUCGGAAGAAUUGUGUAAAGCAAAUUCAAUUUAUGGUCGAUGUUCUAACGGUGAAUGUGUGGCCAGCUUCAAUUCUGCCCGAUGUUUAUGUGAACCUGGUUGGACUGGACCUAACUGUGAUCGUGAAACAAUGUCAAAGAUGUUCCAGACUAACAGUUAUAUCAAAUAUGCCAUUUCUUUUGAUCCGGAUCCUUAUCGAAAUGAAAUUCAACUACAAUUCCGAACACGACAAAAGAAUGGCGAACUAUUUCGAGUAGCCAGCAAACAUUAUCGUGAAUAUUGGAUCCUAGAAAUUAAAGACAAAAAAUUACGAUUCCGUUUCAAUCUGAAUAAUCUUGAAGAACGUGAACUAUGGUUGCCAUUCGUUUCUGUCAGUGAUGGUCAAUGGCAUACCGUCAAAGUUCAACGAUAUGGUUCUACUGCUUCAAUCGUAUUGGAUGGUGGUGGAGGUCGAAGAUCUAAUGAAAUUACCGAAUAUGAAGGAUUACAUCAAUUGUUGUUGGUUGACAAACAAAACGUUAUGGCUGGUGGAUUUGCCCAAAUUGUCGGCCCAUCUCAAUAUAUUGUUGAUUUUGAUUAUGUUGAAGGCUGUAUGGCUGACAUUCGUUUGGACGGUCGACAAUUGCCCAUGGAAAAUGGAUCGGAAAAUGCUUUUGUUGUUGAGGCUCGAAACAUAAUUACUGGUUGUCCUUCUAAUAAUCCAUGUGAAGGAAUACAUUGCAAUCAUCCAUUCGAAUGUAUAGAUCUCUGGAAUUUGCAUGAAUGCAGUUGCCCCACUGGAUUUCAAAUGACGGCAAAUCGUCUUAGUUGUGAAGAUAGAAAUGAAUGUGAAUGGCACCCUUGUGGUCGUGGCGGUAUUUGUUAUAAUAUUCCUCGUGGCGGUGGAUAUUCUUGUGAAUGUCAAUUAGAAGGAUUCCGUUGUGAUAAUUGUAGCUGCGAAGAAGGACCCUUAUUACGUCGAGGCAAAGCAGCUGUUGGAUUAGGAAUGGAUGCUUUGCUCAUAAUUCUCCUUUGUGUCAUCUUUUAUUCAAUUUUGAUUGCUGCCUUUUUGAUUUACAAACGAAGUAAACGACCUCAUCAAAAAUUUGGACACGACGUCGAUGAUGACGUUCGUGAGAAUAUCAUCAGCUAUGAUGACGAAGGCGGUGGAGAGGAUGAUAUGAAUGCCUAUGACAUAACUCCACUUCGUAUACCGAUUGAUCCCACUGGUGCAACGAUACCGGGCAAACCAACGAUGAUCAAAGAUAUGCGUCAUCGCCAAUUCCCACCUGAUGGCCAUCCAGAUGUUGGAGAAUUGAUACGAGAAAAUCUUGAAAAAGCAGACACUGACCCAAACGCACCUCCAUUUGAUGAUCUACGUAACUAUGCAUACGAAGGUUGUGGCAGUACAGCUGGUUCUCUAAGUUCAUUAGCAUCAGCUAUGGAUGAUAAUGAACAGGAUUUUGACUAUCUGAAUCGUUGGGGACCAAGGUUCCAGAAUUUGGCCGUCAUGUAUGUGCAAGGAGAAAGCGAGGAAGAAUAAACCAUGUAAAAAACGAAUGCAAUAGUUAGAAAUCAAAACCAAAAAAAAAAUUUGUGAAUAAUCAUCCAAUCUUAGCUGGUAAAAAAAAAAUCAAAUCAAAAUUCAAUUACCAGUAUCACAGACGAAUCAAAAUUUACAUCUCAUUCUGACGAUCAUUAUAUCAAAAUUUGAAUUUAUGUUUGCUCAAUAUAUACAAAUUAAUGAUCCAUAAUCAACAACAAUCGUGAAAACUGUGUGGACUAAUAUCUUUUUGGAUCGACUUUUAUAAUCUCUUUUGAUCUCAACAAAUAUUAUUGUUUCGGAUUUUGAUUGAUGUCGUGACAAAAACUUCAACUUUACAAACACAUUUCUUUAUAUAACUACCAUACGGAUCAUUGGUCAUAUUCAUUCGAACGACAUUCCAAUUGAUUCUACAUUUUUAAAAAAAAAAAAUUUAGUAUUCAUUUUUAUAUAAUUUUUCUCUCAUUUUCAUUGUUUAUAACAAAUUGAUCUUUUUUUUCUAUCAACUUCAUUAUUAUCAUUGAUGUAAAUGUAAAUGUGCCAACACCAUUGUCGACACACCUGAUUCAUUGAACAGAAAAAUAACGUCUGAACCAGUAUUUCACACACACACACACACACACACACACACAAAUAAUCACAAUUAAUAAUUGUCAGCUUAUUUCUUAUAUAUGUAACAUAAAUUGAUAAUAAUCAUAUACUUGCUUAUUAUUAUUCUUAUUUUUCAGUGA